Molecule: messenger RNA, 477 nt
Organism: Mitosporidium daphniae
Lineage: Eukaryota; Fungi; Microsporidia
Exons: 1
Coding region: 1-477 (158 amino acids)
Source: RefSeq, a predicted model, not a curated record
AUGUCUGCCAUCCCCACUGCUGCUCCACCUGGUAAAAAGAAACAAAAACUCAUUCCAAGAGCAAUUUUUGACUCGCCAUUCAUUCCGCAGUCAUUGUUAACAACUGCUGGGGAAUCUUCCCCGGUCAUUUGGGACAAAUAUAACAACAAUACCAUUUCUGAAAGCUGGGUUGAAACCAACUUUUCAAAUACAAACAUCAACAAAAAUAUGGUGAUUGGACUUCGGGAAGUGAUGCGUUCAAUUGGUAAAGCGAUUUCGGAGUGUUAUCCAGAUUUUGUUUUGAUCGAAAAGCCCGGAAACGCAGGCAGUGGCAGGCCACAUAGGAUGAUAUAUGAUCAUCUUCUAUUAGUAUGCUAUCUGAGGCAAAUCCCGGUGUUUCUUAUGUCUUCUGGAUCGGCAUCAUUUCUUGCCAAAAUGUACAAUUUGAAGAGGUGUUCCGUUAUUAGCCCAACCGUAAGCCAUGUUACUUACUUUUAA